Molecule: messenger RNA, 4349 nt
Organism: Pogona vitticeps (central bearded dragon)
Lineage: Eukaryota; Metazoa; Chordata; Lepidosauria; Squamata; Agamidae
Gene: PPP4R1
Product: protein phosphatase 4 regulatory subunit 1
Biological process (GO): protein dephosphorylation
Cellular component (GO): cytoplasm
Molecular function (GO): protein binding; protein phosphatase regulator activity
Source: RefSeq, a predicted model, not a curated record
GGGACGGGGGGGGGGAAGACAAUGCAGGGUCAGGAUCACGAAACCGCUCCCCUCAGGAAGCUGCGAAACGCAAGGGCAGGGCCCGCAGAAAGACUCGUGUUUCUCGAAGUGCCUCCAGUCGCGCCGUCUGCCUCAACCGGCUCGGCCCACGUCGGGCCGCUCCUCUCAAGCUGCGCCCGACGGAGGCGGCCUUUGAGCGUGGAGCGAGUCGGGCCGAGGAAGAAGGCAAAAGCGCGGCCGCGGCUGGGCUUGCCCGUGUGUUAGGCUCGCCCUCUUUUCCCUCCCUGGCGGAGGCGGGGGAAGCCGUUGGUGUGUCCGGCGGAGACCCCUCCCUCUCUGGCUCUUUUUUUUCCUGUGACACUACUCUCCCGGCGACGUCCGGAAACGCCGCCUGGGCCCAAAGGCCUCACCCCGCCGCCGCCGCCGCUCUCCGAAACCGGGUCCCCUUUCCAUCCUGAGCCCUCGCCUCCUGCUGCCCUGGUGGGAUCAAUGUAGACCCCUGGAAUCGGGCGGGGAGGUUUUGCAGAAACAUGGCGGAUCUGUCGCUACUCCAGGAGGACCUGCAGGAGGAGAUAGACGGAUUUGGUGUGGAUGACUACAGCUCAGAGUCUGAUGUGAUUAUUAUACCUUCAGCCUUGGACUUUGUCUCACAAGAUGAAAUGUUGACACCUCUGGGAAGAUUGGACAAGUACGCUGCAAGUGAGAAUAUUUUUAAUAGGCAAAUGGUGGCUCGAAGUUUAUUGGACACUUUGAAGGAAGUGAGUGAUGAUGAAAGAGAUUGUAUUGCUGUAUUGGAAAGAGUCUGCAGGCUAGCGGAUGAUUCAGAACCAACAGUGCGAGCUGAACUGAUGGAACAGGUGCCUCAUAUUGCUAUGUUUUGUCAAGAAAAUAGGCCUUCAAUCCCUUACGCUUUUUCAAAGUAUUUGUUACCCAUUGUGGUAAGGUACCUUGCCGACCAGAAUAACCAGGUGCGAAAAACAAGCCAGGCAGCAUUACUUGUUCUGUUAGAGCAAGAACUUAUUGAGCGAUACGAUGUGGAGACCAAAGUAUGUCCAGUCCUCAUAGAACUGACUGCUCCAGACAGCAAUGAUGACGUGAAGACAGAGGCUGUGGCAAUCAUGUGCAAGAUGGCAUCUAUGGUAGGAAGGGACAUCACAGAAAGGCUCAUUCUUCCUAGAUUCUGCGAGAUGUGCUGUGACUGCAGAAUGUUUCAUGUCCGUAAGGUAUGUGCAGCCAACUUUGGUGAUAUCUGUAGUGUUGUUGGACGACAAGCUACAGAAGAAAUGCUGCUACCCAGGUUUUUCCAGCUUUGUUCUGAUAAUGUGUGGGGUGUGCGGAAAGCUUGUGCUGAAUGUUUUAUGGCUGUUUCAUGUGCCACAUCACAGGAGGUCCGACGGACAAAAUUAUCUACACUUUUUAUUAACCUUAUUAGUGACCCUUCACGAUGGGUCCGCCAAGCUGCCUUCCAGUCCCUGGGGCCUUUUAUAUCGACGUUUGCUAACCCAUCCAGCAGUGGUCAGUUUUUUAAAGAAGAAGAAUGUAGAAACUCUGAGGAUCAGAACUUUCCAGAGGAACAAAGCAAUGAAAGAAUUGUGGAAUCAGAAGAUGCCUCAACCCAUGAUGUACAAAGCCAGACAGAGUUGCCUUUAGAUGAUGAUGUUAAUGAUUCUGCAGAGACUCUUGAAAAUAACAAGGAAGAGUGUAACUCUAUGUCAGUCCAUUCCCAGCCUAAGGCAAUGUUACAUUGGACUUUGUCUCCAGAGCCAAGUGAAGAAGCUGCCAGUGAGAGUGAACAAGAUUUGGAUCCUGCAGGUGCUGUAUUACCAACACCUGCACUGAGGUCUGAGGAAAACUCUGUUUCAGAGCAAGAACUAUAUAACUCAUUCCAUUUCUGGAGGACUCCACUUCCCAAGAUAGAUAUUGAUUUAGAGCUUCAGGAACCUGCAGGAAUACUUGAUUCGGAAACUCAGGAAGGAAAAAAGGAAGUAGUUGUAUCAGCUUCUUCAAACAUUAGCAUGGCUACAAGGAAGGAGUUGGAAGAAAUGAUAGAAAAUUUGGAGCCUCAUGUGGAUGACCCAGAUGUUAAAGGUAUUAGCAUGUUAAUUCCAGCACAAAUGGAGGUGCUCUCAGCUGCUCUCCGGGCCUCAAGUCUAGAUCCUCACGAGGAAGUGGCUGCAGGCAUUGGCAAGUCAGUGGAUUGUCAAAGUGAGCUGAGCAUCAAAGACCAGUUGAACUGCAAAAUGAUUCAGGAUAAUACAGUGCCUUUAAUCAAUGAUGCUGUGGAGGACAUUGUAGACUCUACUCUUCGUUAUAUUCAUCAUGACUCUGACUUAAGCACCAAUAGUAGCUUCAGCCCCGAUGAAGAGAAAAAAUCUAAAAUUCAGGAUAUUGUACCUCAGGCCUUGCUAGACCAGUAUUUAUCCAUGACAGAUCCCUCUCGAGCUCAGACUGUUGAUACGGAGAUUGCAAAGCACUGUGCAUAUAGCCUUCCUGGUGUGGCGUUGACCCUGGGCAGACAGAAUUGGCACUGUUUGAAAGAUACCUAUGAGACUCUAGCCUCUGAUAUGCAGUGGAAAGUUCGAAGAACACUGGCAUUCUCAAUACAUGAACUUGCUGUCAUCCUUGGAGACCAGCUGACAGCUGGUGAUCUAGUUCCAGUCUUCAACGGCUUCUUAAAAGACCUAGAUGAAGUUAGGAUUGGUGUGCUUAAGCACUUACACGAUUUUCUGAAGCUUCUUCACCCUGACAAAAGACGGGAAUACCUUUACCAGCUACAGGAAUUCUUAGUCACAGAUAAUAGCAGGAAUUGGCGUUUCCGAGCAGAGCUUGCUGAGCAGCUCAUUUUGCUUCUAGAUCUCUAUAGUGCCAAAGAUAUCUAUGACUACCUGCGACCUAUUGCUCUCAGCCUAUGUGCGGACAAAGUUUCUUCUGUUCGUUGGAUUUCCUACAAGCUGGUUAGUGAAAUGGUAAAGAAGCUAUAUAAUGAUCCAACAACAACAUUUGUGAUUGACUUCAUGAAUGAACUGGUUGAAAGGUUCUGCAGAUGCCCAAAAUGGUCCGGCCGACAAACCUUUGUCUUUAUUUGCCAGACUAUUAUAGAAGAUGAUUGUCUGCCAAUGGACCAGUUUGCUGAGUAUCUGCUGCCUCAUUUACUGCACUUGGCCUCAGAUAGAGUUCCAAAUGUUAGGGUCCUGCUUGCAAAAACAUUAAGGCAAACACUUCUUGAAAAAGAAUAUUUCCUGAUGUGUGUCAAUUCCCAUCAAGAAGCAGUGGAACAAACAAUUGUGGCACUCCAAAUGGAUAAUGACAAUGAUGUAAAAUAUUUUGCAAGUAUCCAUCCUGCCAGUACCAAAAUUGCAGAUGACGCCAUGAGCACAGCCUCUUCAACUUAUUGAAGUAGUCUCUGGAUAUUACUUUAAUUUUAAUAAAGGGGGAAAAGGCAUUAUAAAAUCACAGGCAAUCUUCAGGUGCUCCUAAAAUGGAUGACCGAAAACCUCUUUUGUGGAGAGAAUUAUCUUGCCAGAUUUAACUUCAGUUCAAUGUUAUCUCAACUUGAGACCAAGAAUUUAGAGUCAAAAGAAAAAAUAAAAAUAAACAUUACCUGUUGACUCUUGACUCCAAAAAAAAACUUUGCUGAGAGGAUUGUAUUUGCCACCGGAGCCUUAAAUCGUCUUGUCUUCCUGAAUAUGUAAAACUUGAAUUGGCUGAGCAUUUCCAAUGUAGAAGGAAUGUGAUUUCCAGAAACUGGCAAUUGUUUUCUCCUGAGGAGUUGUGACCUAGCAAGCUUUUUUCCUUAGAAACUGGUAACAGAAAUUCUCACAGCCUCUAAAGGGCGGAUUUGUACCAAGAAGUGAGGAGGCACCUCCAGUAUUAGCUAUUAAAGUUUUUAUCCAUGAAAAGACUUGCUUUGUGUGCAGCUGGGCACAUCCUUAAGUGUGAAUAGUUUUGAUGUGUGUAAAUGAGGAAAAAGUAGAGAUUUGGUGUGUCCUUUCUCACUUUAAGGGCUCAGUGCUAACACUAAAACAAUCUAAUUUUAAUACGUAAACACAGCAUAUUGCUGUAUCCAUUAGCAGAAAUUUCCUCUAAGUACCUGUGUCUUUUUUUUUUCAUGCUGGUCAUGACCUCAAGAAAACCUAGUAGCACAUGUACUUCAAGUCAGGUAUUUUUAACUUGAUCAUGAUCGGCUCUGAGGUGCAACUUUUUCUUCAUAUACUGUACAUAUCUGUGAUCACUCUCAGGAGUGUAGCAGUCUUUAAUCAUGCUGUUUCAAACUGUUGUGAUAAAAUGCUCUCUCCUCCAAAUAAAAAAUAUUAAUAAGAGUGAAUGAAAUCUCCUUCUCUUAAUACCGU